Cadophora gregata is the source of this 1197-nucleotide messenger RNA. RefSeq lists its product as uncharacterized. The record is from RefSeq and is a predicted model, not a curated record. The coding region runs from base 1 to 1197 and encodes 398 amino acids. Lineage: Eukaryota; Fungi; Ascomycota; Leotiomycetes; Helotiales; Ploettnerulaceae. The transcript is spliced from 6 exons.
AUGAUCACUCUACUUCCCGAUGAUUUCAAGCCGCUCGUUGUCACUCAGUCUGAUCUGGUCAUUGCAUCUAUUGCUUGGGGGUUCACUCUUGGUUUUGGUUUUCUCACCACAUGGACUGCCAUCAAGCAGACGUCCGAGGUGGGUCGACAAUAUGGAUAUUCCAGAGUUCAUUCGCCGUAUAUUGUCAUGAUAUGGCUGGAGAUCCUCGUCUGUAUGGUAUUCUGCAUUAUAUGUUGGCUCCAUUUAAACGGCAAUAUUCCACCAAGCUUUGCUUUCUUCUUCGUUAUUCUGACGACAUGGGCACUCCAAGUGCAGUUCCUGCUCCAGAUCAUCAUCAACCGAGUCGCUAUUCUUCUCACAGAUAAGACGAAGGCAAUGAAAAUCAAGAUUGCAGUUGCAGUAUUAAUUACUGCUAUCAACAUAUCUGUUUACUGCAUAUGGAUCCCAGCUCGACUGCAGAUUUCGGAAAGGUACAUCAAUAUCAACGAGAUUUGGGAUCGAUGUGAGAAGUGUAUCUAUUUACUCGUUGAUGGGGCACUGAACUAUUAUUUUAUCCGCAUUGUGAAGUCCAGGUUGGUGCAUCAAGGCUUGAUCAAGUAUGAUCGACUGGUGCAUUUCAAUCAAGGCAUCGUCGUUCUCUCUCUCAGCAUGGACUGUCUCAUCAUCGGAACAAUGAGCCUCAACAAUGGGUUUGUAUACAUGCAGUUCCACCCUGUCGCAUAUAUGGUCAAACUCAACAUUGAAAUGUCGAUGGCCGAGAUGAUUGUCAGGAUAGCCUCGGAUAAGGAGAACCUGAAUGUAAUGGGCCAUCAUCACAACAGCGUCGCUACUUCACUUACGAAGACAUUCGGAACGUCGAAGGAUGUCAACUGGAAGAUGGAUUCUUGUGCAACCGGAGCAUCCGCGAAAAUGGGAGACAUAACCUUUAACGCAAAACGAGAAGUGCAUGUCGUCGUCGAGCGGCGGAAAAGCGUGGGAAGUUCAAGCACAGAAGCAAGCCUGUCGAGGAAAACCUGGGAUGACAGAAAUUACGAGGAGGGCCAGGAGGAUCUAUUUCCGCUAAAGGAACAGGAUUCAAGCAAGAAGUUCAUGAUGCAGGGAGCCAGUAAUAACAUUACGGGCAUUGAGAGAGCGGGAGGGAUGGGCAUGACGGUCAAGAUCUGGGGACCGCCGGAGACGAAAGAAUUUUAUCCUUGA